Molecule: messenger RNA, 522 nt
Organism: Dentiscutata erythropus
Lineage: Eukaryota; Fungi; Glomeromycota; Glomeromycetes; Diversisporales; Gigasporaceae
Source: the annotation of a GenBank genome assembly
AUGACUGCUAUUGAUGAUUACAAUUUAAGAGAAACAUCAAUUCAAAAUAGCGAAAGUUUCUCGAGUCAUCAAGACGAUAUAAACUGGUAUAUGACUACUAUUAAUGAUUACAAUUUAAGAGAAACAUCAACUCAAAAUAGUGAUAGUUCAUCGAGUCAUCAAGACGAUAUAAACUGGUAUAUGACUGCUAUUAAUGAUUACGGUUUACGAGAAAUCUCUUUUGAUAAUCUUGGAACAAUGAAACGGAUAGAUACUGGUUCAUUUGGAGCAGUUUAUCAGACAAAUUACAAAUUGAUAGAAAAAAGUGUUACGUCUUUGGACUUGUGGUAUCCGACUCUUGUUAAUGAUUAUGGGUUGAAAGAAAUUUGUUAUACCAACUUUGGAGAAAAGAAAAGGAUAGAUAAAGGUUCAUUUGGAACAGUUUAUUUAACAACAAAGAAAAAAAUGGUUGCAGUGAAGGAUGUGUUUAUUUCAUCGGAUGAUGAUUAUAAAACUAUCAAAAAUUUUAUUAAUGAGGUAUAA